This is a messenger RNA of Blepharisma stoltei, 1352 nucleotides long. The record is from the annotation of a GenBank genome assembly. NCBI's taxonomy places the organism in Eukaryota, Ciliophora, Heterotrichea, Heterotrichida, Blepharismidae.
AUGGAUUGGCUACCGGCACUGGAAAAUGCUUCUGAUUAUUGGGACAGCAAUUUCCCAAUUAUUAACACCUUAUGCAUAGAAGACUUCAAAUGACAAGAAUCUGCCCCUCGUUCUUAUGAAUCAAGAAUAUCUCAAUUAUCGCUUUCAUUACUCCCCUCCUUCAAGAUCCGCAAAAAAUAGCAUAAUUGGUUUAUAAAUAUUUUAUUUAUAAUUAAACAAUUGCUAUAACAGUAUUUUGAAAUAAUUUAAUCAGAUUUAAUAUGAAUAGUUUUCUUAAAAGUAAAUUGUUAAAAUCUGAAAUAAAAACUUGUAAACCUAAUUAGAGUCAAUAUAAGCAUUCCUGAUGAUUGCUGUUAUAUUAUAGUCAAAUAUUAAAAGGAUAAAAAUUAAUCAUUAUGAUUAUUCAUUGCAUUAGGCAUAUAAUUUUAAUUUUUGCUUUAUAAAAAAAAUAACACCCUUUAAGAGUGAACAAAAAAUCUUGGACUCUCUUAAAAGGGUCGAAUUAGAGCCAAGAUCAAUCUCCUCGUCAGAAUUUGAAGAACUAUCAAGUAAUUCUUCAGAAGAUGAAAUUUCUAGAAUCCCAGAAUUAAAUAUUGGAGAAAAGGAAAUAGAAAAUCUGGAUAAAACUCCUUUAAACCAUAUUUUAAAUGGUUCUCUAGAAAGAGCAAAACCAGAAAUUUACUGUCAAAAGAAAAAUGAAAAAACAAAUAUAUACGAGAAAAAACCAAAAUGAUCAAAAGAGGAGGAUAGCUUAAUUUUUGAGUUAUUUCUAUAUCAAAUAAAUCAGAUAACAUGAUAUAAAAUUUUUUAAGCUCUUUUUUAUAUAGUUAUAGUAUGAGUUGAGAUUUAUUUUAACUAAAUUAGUAUUAAAUAAUUUAUAUAACAAGUAUGGAGGAAACUGGAAAAAAAUAUCUACCUUCUUACCUGGGAAAAUUGCUAUUGAUAUAAAAAAUCGGUUUUAUGGUACUUUAAAGAGAAGGAGAAACCCAAUGGGAAGUUCAACUAUAGAAAGCAUGCAUAGUCAGUUAAAUUUUUCAUUAGAGUCAAAAGAUUUAAUACUUUAUCAAGGCAAAUCUUGGAAAGAGGACGACAUAAUCGACUCUUUUCUUAUGAACCCUAGUCAAAUUAAUCAAAUUAAGAAAAAUGAAUCCCAAAUAAAUGAACUCGAAAGUCAUUUAAAAGAAAUUAAUUUCACUGAAAAGAAAAGUCAGGUCGAUAAUUCUGGAGCAAAGAGACAAAAAUUGCUCGAAUUAUACAAUAAAAUAUCUACAAUAGAUGCAUUUAUAUCCCAAACUAAGCAGAAGAUGCAGUUAAUUGAAAUUGCUUUGAAAAAAAAUAAAUGCCACAAUUAG